Messenger RNA from Porites lobata, 13318 nucleotides. NCBI's taxonomy places the organism in Eukaryota, Metazoa, Cnidaria, Anthozoa, Scleractinia, Poritidae. The record is from the annotation of a GenBank genome assembly.
GUCUAAUUAUAUCUUAGCACCCACUCUUCCUCGGUUGGGGUUGACCAAGGAGACCAAGGGCUAAUUGGGCUCAAUCAAAAUGGCGGUACCUGGCAAGGUGCCGGCAGGUUUUUCUUAUCCAAAAGCUCGAAGAGAUGAAACUGUUAUAGAUGAGUAUCAUGGUACAAAGAUUGCUGAUCCCUAUGUUUGGGUAGAGGAUCCGGACUCAGAAGAAACCAAAGCCUUUGUUGAAGAGCAAAAUGCCAUUACAAUGCCUUAUUUAGCGGACUGCGAAAUCCGAGAAAACUUCAAGACAAGGUCAGCAAUAGGCUUUUAACCUUACAAUUUGAAAGUUGAAUAUAAAGUUAUAUGCUUAGUUCUUUUAUUUUUAUCAAACUGGAAAUAACUGUCAGUUGAUGGUAUCGGGGCAGUCUGAAGUGCAGACUGCAUAAAAGUGUUUACGAUAUUUUCCGAAGCAUGCACAUGUCUGACAUCUGUUCGUAAACAAUACCCCAUUCAUUAAAGCAACUCCUUUUUGUUUCGUGAGCAAAAAGAUUUUGAUAGUAGACAUGUGGGAAAUGAAUCGCUGGAAGGUUAGAAUGCUUAUUUUAAACUCCCAAAGCUUUGCACGUGUAGAUUUAUGGAAGUGUAAUUAUCCACCAUCUCUCUCUCCCGUCCCUCCGCAAGGACCCAAGUGUUUUUUAGAGCAACAAAGUAGUUAACCCCUUCCCCCGCUUAAAUUUAACUCCCUUCCAAAGUAUGAUAAUCCAAAGAGGGGGGUGUAAGGGUUUACUCACGGUAGGAUUUUUAACUGGGUGACACUUAUCAAUACUUUUUCUAUCAAGAAAGAAAGCCUUAUUCUGUCUUAACUUUAAAGCGAGAGGGAAAAUAAUCCCAUUAGUUUGGAAGGAGAAACUCCCAUGAAUUAGGUGGGGCCAUCUAAUCCUUGCCUGAUUUCAGACCAAAAUAUAGAUCGUUUUCACUGUCACGCAACAAAAAAUUAAAUUGGAAACCGUCCAGUGGAAGAAGCCAAGGAAAUGAAAUGUUAUAAAAGACUAAUAUAUAAACAAUUUGUCCAAGUCUAAGGUCUUUGUGACCCACAGUUUCAGAGUUAUUUGAAGAAACGUUUCACGCACCUUUGUAGACCUUUGUAUGGAGACGCCAUAUUGGUGCACCAUUUUGGUGCAGCAAUAUGGGCGCCAGAAAUCAAUAAAAACAUCUGGAGUUCACUUUUUCUAAAAAGUUCUUUCUUUUCACUCGAGAACUGGCAUAUGUACGCAGAAACAUGUCUUCUAAUACUUGAAAUGGUUAUAUAAUUUGCUGAAAAUCAAGAGGAGAGACUUUUUUUCAACGAGACAGCAUUCCUAUUUUGGUGUCACGCACUGUGAAAACUCGGAAGUUCAAAUUGCUGUAUUUUCGAAAUGAAACAUGCAACGGAAAUGGAUACUUGUACAAAGAUUUACUUUUUGUUUAUCUUCAACCUAGUGUAAAUAAGAAUUCGUAAAAUGUCACCAUUUCAAAUGACUUUUCAAUUUGAUGACGUCACAGUGAAAUCCAUCUAUAUGAAUUUCGCUAUCCUAUUUCAUAUGUAACUAAACCAGUGUUCUCAAGGGAAAAAUUAAUGAUCUCAAAAUAUAAUAAAGAAAAUUAACUCCAGACCUUGUUUUAACAGAAUACAAAACUUUACCCUUUUUCAGGCUUAAACUCUAUUCCCAACUUAAAACCAAACUGGCCUGAAUAACAUUAUAAAAAGGAGUAUUCCUACCAAGGGUGAAAAUAAAUGUUUUAAGUCUUGGAAUUUUUAUUCCACCUGCAGACUAACUAAAAUGUGGGACUAUCCAAAGUAUGGCUGUCCAUUUAAACGUGGUUCAAAGUAUUUCUACUUCCACAACUCUGGGCUUCAAAACCAAAGGUAAAAUCUACUAUAUUAACCUUCUAUGGUAGUUUUUUUAGAAUAAUUAAUUCUGCAUUGUGACAUAGUGUCCAUAUAACUCAUUGGUCUUGAUCUGUGCAAAUAACUCCUGGAAAAUCUUAAAGUUGUGUGUUUUAAAAAGCAGAAAAUAUCACAAAUUUUGUUACGGUUAUGAUUAACAAGGUACAGACAUUUAUCUUUUCCAAUUAGGUCUUUUUAAUCAUAGUCAAGAUUAAAGAAAUCAGACUCCUGCUACUGCUUGUCUGAAUUUGUCAAUCACUCAUAUAUUAUAGACUGAUUUGUGCUCCAUGCAGACCUACUACCAUAAUAUAAUUAUGUUACCGUGUAUGAUAUUUACAUCAAAUUUAGCUUGAAUAAUAUCCUGACACUGACUUUCCUACUGAUUUUCCAAGUGUGAUGUAUGUUCAAGACUCAGUAGAUGGUGAGGCUGAGGUAUUUCUCGAUCCUAACAAGUUGUCUGAAGAUGGAACCAUAGCGCUUGUGGGGAGAUCAUUCUCUGAAGAUGGACAGCUUUUUGCCUACUCUCUUUCACACAAAGGAUCUGACUGGGUUACAAUUAAGGUACUGAUGUCAUGCUUUUGUUGUUAUAGGCUUUUAAGCCCUUUCAUGACAUAUUAACUAAGCUAGUAUUGAAAAAAACACAUUGUUUGAAAAAAUGCUUCUUUUUGAGCUAGUUUUCGGCCAAUUAUCUUGAAAAUCUAAAAAUAGUAAAACAAAAUUAGCAACACUGAGGGCAUAUAUGCAAUCAGUACUGCUGAGAGGUAAUAUUAUGUCACAUCCAGUUCAUGAUUUUUUCUGACUCCUUUGUCUUUUUAAUAAUUUCAGUUUAUGAAGGUGGAUGGUAAAGUGCAGUUGCCAGACUCCCUAGAAAAUGCAAAAUUCACCAGCAUGGCAUGGACACAUGACAAUAAGGGCUUGUUCUACAAUGUAAGUUUUUAGUUGUCCAGAGAACAUCAUUUUACCCUGUGAAGUGAGGGCCCUUCCACCGGCCCUGUAAGUGGCUAUAUCCUCUGACAUAACAAUGCUCUAUUUAGGAUGUAUUACUAAAAGUAAAAACUGAAGACUGGUUUCCAUUUACUAAAUGGUCUUAGUAAUAUCUGAAAGUAAUGUAUGUUAUACAUACCACUUUAUGUAGGGUCCGCAAUGUUAACAAUGGCCUGAAGAGUGAUGUUGAAAAUGUCCUGAGUAAUAAAUACAAGGUUGUCUGAGAAAGCUGGUAAAUUUGAAGUAGGGUUCUCAGGAUAAUGAAAAAAGUAGAUGGAAAAAAAUUGUAAUAAGUAGAUGGCCUUAAUUGAGGAAAGAAUUUAUUGUAAAGGAAAGGAGUGCCUUUUCCAGUGCACAGCAAUUUUGAGGGUAGAAGGGAACCACCCUUUGUGAAAUAAAUAUUUUACAGCUGCAUUUCAAUUUCAUAAGUUUUUUAUCUUAUCAAACAAAGCAUUGAGAAACAAAUAAAAAUGGAUUUUUACACUUUCAUGACAAUCACUAAGCAGUAAUUUGUGCCGGGCCCCAAGGCUUCUGGAGAACCUGUUUUAAGCUCAAUAACAAUAAAAUGGGAAAGAUAAGAUACUUAUUGAAUAAACUUUUAGAUAUUUAGUAUUAUUACAUAACAAUCUAUACUUUUAAUUACUACUGUAUCUUUGUAUAUUAAGAUUCUGUUUUUGACCUGAUAGAAAUAUCCCAGUAGUUCUAAAGCUGAUGGAACUGUCACUGAACUAAAUCUUAAUCAAAAGGUAAGUUUGAAAUAUGUUUGUCUUAUUUUGCAACAAAAGUGUAAUAUAUUUAAUGAAGUCAACCAGCCUGAAGUCUAGCUGUAAGAGGUUUGGUGAUGUUGGGCUUAAAAGUGCCAUUGGGAUAGAGUCAGAAUGAGAGGCCAUUGAAAAAUAACUUAUGCAAACAACUGCCUAAAACCAAAAAUGCAUUCUCAGUUGUUAUUUUUUUGUUACAUCCAUAACAGCUUUAUUACCAUGUUCUUGGAACCAGCCAGUCAGAAGAUGUUCUUUGUUGUGAGUUCCCGGAGCAUCCUAAGUGGUCUGUGUAAGUAAUAAUUACAGUAUGAAAUUACUGUUAUUUUUUUUGGAAAAUAUUUUGUCCAAUAAUAUUGCUCACAUGUAGCUCAGUAAUAUAACUACAUGUAUUAUCAUCAUCAUCAUCAUUUUAUUUCGUAUAGCAGGUUAUAUAAAAAAGGGCAACCAAAAGUUUAUGUGGACCUACUAUGUACAGCAUUACACCUGUACACAUAGAUGCACACAUGUUUUUAAGAUUAACCAAACUACUGGGGUCGAUAUUUCCAAUGUUCCUUUUCUUUAAAAACAGCAGUUUUUGCAUUCCACAGUAAUCAGCAGCGUAAAAGAGCUGUGGUACAGGUCUGACCAUUAUUCGUCAUUAUCUGAUUAACUAUUAUUUUGUGGAUGCCAGAACAAAGGCAGCACCUUCUCCUCAGUUGUUUUAAGACCCUGAGUGUUGGUCUGGCUGUGACUUUCCUCUUAGAAAGACCAGUGCUUAUAUAAUUGAGCUAACCAACGGGGCGGUUAGCUCUGUUGUCAGUUACUUUGUUUAGAGAAAACUACACCUUAACUUGGGUUAUGUUUGCUGUGUGCUGACUUCUCUGUGGUGUCUGUAUUCUUAGUAACUUUGUACUGACCUAAAUAUUUUGUAUUGAAGCCUGUCUAAUAAUUACCUAAACUUUUAGCACUUGCUUUCUUGUUUUUGUAGAGGUGCUGAAGUCAGUGAUUGUGGACGAUACGUGAUUUUAACUCCGCACGAAGGCUGUGCUCCAAUGAACAGACUUUUUUACUGUGAUCUGGAGAAGCAAAAAGAUGGAAUAACUGGUAAUAAUACAACAGACUAGAAAAGUUCAGAAUCAGCUUCUGUCCAAGUAAAAAAAUUCAAUGCUAGAAACUGCAAAAAUUAGUUCAAUGCUAUACAUUUACUCUUGGCUCUCCAACUUUUAAUUUUUGUAUUUUUUAAAUUUAUUAUUAUUUUUUUAUUUGUAUAUUUUUUCAAAUGAUUUAGCUUAUGCAUAGAGAGUUCAGGAAAUAAGGUGUUUGUGUAAUGGCAAACUGUAUAUUUUUGUUUAUUAUUGUUUUAGGUAAACUUCCUUACGUGAAAGUGGUGGACAAUUUUGAUGCUGAGUAUGAGGUAAUGUCAUAACAAUGAUGCAUUCCCUUGGAAUUAUGGUCAGUAGACCUCUUAUCUUGUAUGUUGUAAACUUUGUAUUAAAUUGUUUUAUCUCAUUUUGCUUUGUUUUUUUUUAUCUAGUACAUCACUAAUGAGGGGACCCUCUUCACUUUCAAGACAAACUUGAAAGCUCCAAGAUACAAAUUAAUCAAUAUUGACUUUUCAAAACCCGAAAUGGUAAGUACAGUAUGGUUGCAAAUGUCCUGCAAAAUGACGUUGUAGACGAUUUUUUGUAACAAGAUAUUUCAAUUUGUUGUCUGUGUAUUUUUUUUAACAAUAACAGUUGGAUAAAUGUCUCGUGAUCAGAAGAGAAAAUCUCCUUCGCUUACCGGUACUCACUUUUGAUACAAUUGAGAAAAGUGAAGGUGUUUGUUAACAAAAUCUCGCUUGUCAUUACUUUAUUAUCCAGGAACACUGGUCGACUCUUGUUGAAGAAGACGAGCAAGAUGUUUUAGAAUGGGCCUCUUGUGUCAAGCAGAAUUUGUUGGUUCUCUGUUAUCUUCAUGACGUCAAGGUCCGUAAUGUUUUUCUGGUGGUUUCUUGUUUCUACUGGUACUGAAUUAUUCUCUCCUAAGAAGGAAGUCAUAAAAAAAAACAGAGAUAAAGGCCGUGUUCACGCGUUUUCGUUUACAUUUGCAAAAGCAUACAAACUAAUCACAUAAGAAAAACAGCUCCCAAAAUAAUCUGUGACGGAAAAGUUUACGACAGCCGCCGUUAACUGUCUUUUUUUCCAGUACUUGCAAAUGUUUCAGUCAUAAGCGUGGAAAUUGGCUUUAUAUUUAAUUCAAGCUGCGAUAAGCGGAAGAAACAAAGUUUAAAAUACUCACGUUUUCUGUUGGUUGUUUGCGUAAAAAGGAGUAAAAACUAGCUUCCUCACUUUGACAACGGUAAACGGCAGCAAGCGUGAUAAAUGGCGGGAAAUGGUGGUCACGUGGGCGUCCUUGCUGUUCCCGCGCUUCUAGUUGGUAUGUGAACAGCUGUCUUCAUUCAAUAUAAUUGAAAAUGAAAUGCGACGUUGUUACUAAUUUACUCUGUUUUUUACUUUCCAGAGCGUUCUUUACCUUCACAAUUUGUCUGGAGAAAGGCUGAUGAGUUUCCCACUCGACAUUGGCAGCAUUGUUGGUUAUUCUGGGCGGAAAAGAGAUUCAGAGGUAACACAUGAACAACUUGAACAAACCAAACAUGUGGAACAUCAGUUGUUUUGUCCGCGGAAGCCCUUGAGGCUCUCAAGAACUCGUUUUACAUGUGUUCUUGUGUUCCAGAUCGAAUUAGAAUUUGAUAGAAUUGUUUGUUUUUGAGUUGAGAGGGAAAAGGCCGGAGUAUAGAGUGAAAUAAUUUCUCGUAGCAAGAAAGAGACUUCAGCCGACCAUUCGCGCCGUCUCAGAUAUGCAAACUUGGGCAACCCUGGCUCCCUUUAAAUAGGUAAAAUUUCAGGAGUUUUGCAAGGGGAUGCGAAAAAAUGAAACAAUGAUUAUAAGUGGUAAAACUCAGGGAGGAAUUCUGAGGCCCUGUGGCGCUGUAACCUUCAAAACGACGGCAACGGGAACUUAAAAACUAAAUAACAAUAUGUUUAAUGAGCUACACAUGUAAACUGUCACUCUGCACGUGCAUCACGCUUUUUGUUACAUUUCUUCCCCAUCACUGCAUAAUUGCCGCUACGUUCACUCAGCGUCGCAAGAAUUUUCGACCGGUUGAAACUUCGUGUGUUUAGUUUUUCCGUUCAAACGGAAUCACCUUAACAUUAAGAAAAUUUAGACGUCUAACUUUUCAGAGUUCCGUCUGAAUAGAGCGAAAAUAUUGAACGGUUCCGUGUGAACGAAGUAGUCAGUCAAAUUUUCAGCCGGUCGGCGAAAACUCAUCUUGUUAGGGACCUUAAACACGUCGCUAAAAAGUGAAUUUGCGUCUUUUCAAACUUUAUCGUGUCCAUUUGGACCCGCUCAAUAUGUCAAAUGCAGGCGACUUUUCCUGGAGUUGAAUUCUCAAGGAUUUUAUUGAGGUUCAAAAAGAGGAAGGAAAAUUUGUCGUUGUGGUCGUCGUCGUAGCCUGCAACGUGAAAUUAUCUUAUGUGACGUUUUGUGGACUCCGCGACGUAAACACAUGACGGCAAAUUUUUCUUUCUCUUUAUGAACUUCGACGUGGACACCAAGAAUGUAGUUCUAGGAAAACUCACCUAGAAUAAUCUCUAUCAAGUUUCAGAAAGAACGGGAAUACUUUUUUAAAAGUGACUAAGCUUCCUGAUAAUUGUUGGGCUCAACACUGCAUGCUUGACCCAACUUGGAACCUUGGGCCAUCGAAUUUUUAUUUUUGAAUAACAAAACUUACAGCUAACUGCUCUUUUUGCAGAUUUUUUACCAGUUAACUUCAUUCCUAACCCCCGGUGUUAUCCACCAUUGUGAUUUAACUGAAGACAACAUCCAACCCAAGGUUUGUGUCUUAAAUUGCCUUCAUUUCAGUUGCAAUAAAUGUCAUAUCUGCGUUUUUAUUGCUGAAGAAAACUGCAUUACAGUUCAGUGCAUAUAACUUACACCAACAAACAUUGUGUUUUAAGAACGAACUCUGUCCUUCUUCCAAUUAGUUGUAAAAAAACUAAUAAGAUAAGACCCCUCUAUGACAAGCCCUCCAGUGUAAAAAAUGACACUCUCUGCCAGGCGGUGGCGCUAAAUAACCAUGUUUUUGGAAAUGACAGGUUUUCCGCGAAAUUAAAGUGAGUGGAUUUGACGCCAGUAGUUAUCAGACCGUGCAAGUGUUUUAUCCAAGCAAAGAUGGAACCAAGAUUCCGAUGUUCAUUGUUCAUAAAAAGGUAAACCUGUGAUUUACUAGCCUCCCCGCAGACGUCCUUUGGGGUUCGUUUGUCACGCAUUCAUUUGAAUGCGUGACAAACGAACCCCAAAGGAAGUCUGCCGUGAGGCUAGUGAUUUACUUGCACACGUGAAAAUGUAAUGUUGCAUAAAGAUCUGGCCCUAGCGGUUGUUCAAACGUUGGCUAGCGCUAUCCACCGGAUAAAUCACUAUCCAACGGACAAGUAUUGGGGAAACCUAUAGCACUAUCCACUAGAUAGAGAUUUAUUCGGUGGAUAGCACUAUCUAGUCUUUGAACAACCGAGCCAUGGUUUAUCAAACCACGAUGUUACGAAAAGGGACAACAGGUAACCGGUAACAAGCCCAGGGAAGGGUUAAAUGAAAAAUAGGAACGAAAAGCUAGCUUAAAUCCCUACUAGCACUAUCAGUAACUUCGUUACCUAUUCCCUGUUUUGUUUCCAUUUUUCAUAUUUUUCCGUUUCCCGUUUUAGUGACGAUGUCUUGGUUUGUUAUAUAGGAGCUUGAGCAGCGACAAUACAUACGAUUAUCUUUGGUUGGAGUGGCUCCACCCACCUAGUCGAUCUGCUUACUCUAUAAACACCUGAUUGCCUUUUCCAGCGAGCUUAAUAGCUGAUCUGGGGUGACUUCCCCAGAACUUAAUGCUCAUAAGCAAUCGAAAAAUGGAUAAUGAACUCUUUUAAUGAAUGAUGUAUAACGAUGUGCUUUUGAGACAAGUGCUUGUGUUUAAUACUUUUAAAUUCUAGAUUAAAGCAAGUCUCAACUAGUGUAGUUAAUUAACUGCGUUUGUUAAUCAGGAUAUCGUGUUAGACGGCAGCCACCCUUUGUUCUUGUAUGGUUACGGAGGAUUCAACAUUUCUAUUACUCCAGCCUUCAGUGUUUCACGAAUCGUAUUCAUGCAACAUCUCGGAGGGAUAAUUGCUGUUCCUAACCUAAGGGGUGGAGGGUAAGUAUAGCUUAGCUGUACUUUAGAAUUGCUUUAACAAGGGCAAGGAAAAGUAUGUUUGCAUUUUCCCCACCCCACUGCCUCCCCCCCUCCCCCCGGCAGUAAAAUGAUAAGAUUUGCUAAAAAAUGGUGUUAAACUCGUCCGCUUCUAAACUCGAAAGGGGAUUAGCACAACCGGUUAGUGCGCCGUCUUUUGUGCAGUGGAUUCCGAGUUCCGGCGAUUCCCAGUCGUGACCUCACAUGCUUGUUACCCGUAAAACAGAGCACUGAUGGAAAGAGGAAGGGAAGGGGGAAAAAUGAGCGCACCGUCGGCCUCGGGUUUGUUAGUCUAAUGAGUACUGCUUAUUAUACGAGUUACCGACAUAUGAUAAGGAACUUCACCUUUUGCCUUUUUGCGUCCGUAAAAAGGAAUUGAGUACCCAAUUUUUCGCGGGAAAAGAGAGAGACUGUGUCUGACAGAAACCUGCACUAUGCCUCUCAUUUGUCAUUUCAUCAAUUAGUUUUGGAUAUCGGCAAGGUUAAGUUUGGUAGAAAUUCAAAACGGCGUCUGAACUUGUAAACCAUAAUUUUUGACCACAACGUUUUGAAAAUAUAUUAAAGAAGUUGCCUUGAUGUUCAUGGUCCCUUAGUUUCCUGUGCAGUAGUUGUUAUGCAUCAUAAUAUUUACACGAUGUCUGUUUCGUCUACAUAAAAGACGUUUUCACGAAAAUAGUUUUUGUUUUGUUAUCUCCAUGCAGGGAAUACGGAGAAACAUGGCAUCAAGCGGGAUGCUUUGGGAACAAGCAGAAUGUUUUUGAUGACUUUCAGCACGCAGCGAUUUACCUAGCACAGCAAAAAUACACUUCGGCAGACAAGUACGUGUUUACUAUUGCUUUUCUUGAUAUCCUCGGAGUUUGGAUGAGUUGUUAUGGUAUCUUUACUAUUUGUCUCGUUCCAAUGCUACAUUAUGGCGCCAAAAGCAUAGAACGCAGGGCUUUCUGGGAAGGACAAAACCUACUUGCCGAGUGUUGUGCAUUCAUUUUACGACACCCCGUCCUCAUAGUUAAAGCAAAGAUUAACGUCCAGGGGUGACGCAAUAUCUUUUUUGCGAUUGUUGUUAAUCGAUCAGCUGACCGGAGGAGAACCUUCUUGCGGUCAUGAUUAUGGAUGCACGCAGUCAUCAAACUAUGAUCUCGUAGGAGUGCGAAAAGAAAGAGUAAUGACCUGUUUACAAAGAAGGGAGGGUUACCCUAGCACUCGCAUAUUUCUUCUUUUUUACGCAACUUUUAUAAGACAGAUAGGGUUACCCUGAAGCUAGGGUAACCCUACCUGAGUGCUAGGGUUACCCUAGCAAGAGGGUUACCCUAACUACCUUGUAAACGCUCUGCUAGGGAUAACUCGCCUAUACCCGGGACAACUUUGACUGUUUACCAUGAUCAGAAAUCUUGAAAAUUUGAACGGAGUUAUCCAACUUUUCGAGCUAAAUUUUAAACAUCUGAACAAUGAAAGAGUUUUCUUUAUACGAUGAUAACAUCUGUCCGUUUUCCCGUGAAUUAAACGUGUUUAACGCGCAGAUCUUUAAGAUUUCGUUUAAUUCUUGGGCGUUACAGAGGAUGUGUAUUUUAUUCUUACGGGGUGACGCACAACGAAACACGUCAGUCAAGCUUGUAAAGUUGACCCGUUUGAAAGGGAACCCCGCUUGGGAAAUUUUGCUCGUAAACCAAAGAUAUCUUUAACCCUCUUGGCCUACCACCAGGGUUCCCCUUCCUGCUUUUAAACAAGUCCUAAGAUUAGGAACACAAUUUUUUCACGCGCACUUCUUGCACUUUUGGCUCUUCGGUCUCGCAAGUCUCGCGCGCUUCCUUCCCAGAAAUCCUUUGCACCUUAAUAAUAGGAGCAGCGAAAGGAAACGCCUGCCAGGCGGUCGUAAUGAUGAAACCAUUUCGGUAGCAAUAUCAGUGCAAGUUAAAUGACUUCACGUCCUCUUGUCUGUCUAACGACAGGAUAACCAUCUGUGGUGGUUCUAAUGGUGGACUUUUGGUGGGUGCUUGUAUCAACCAGAGACCGGAGCUGUUUGGAUGUGCUGUCUCGCAAGUACCGUAAGUCACACUUCAAUUUUAUCCCUUUAGCAUAGACAGUAUUAGAGAAUUGAAAUGUUUGUAAUAGGCGAGCUCAUUUGUCAGCUUUUGAACUCUUUUAAAUUUAGGACAACUUACAAUCUAUAUUAGAAUGACUUUCGUCGUAAUUUAUAUGAGUUAAGAGCGCUCUAACGCCAUACAUUUUCACUGAUAUUGUUAUUGCUUGGGAAUUCUCUGAGACUAGUUUGCGUUCUCUCGAUUUUGUACUCGACUAGUCCAAAGUUUUUGCUUGUCAAGUUUGCACAUUUUUAGGCAAUACUGUAAAAUUCCGAAAAUACGCCCCGGGGCUUGUAUUUUUCAAAGGCUCUUUUUGAGGGGCUUAUUUUUGGAGGGGCUUAUCUACGGAGGGAAAUUUGAGUUUCAAAAUCGAUUGAGCUAGCUUUAUAGUUGGAAAUAAAUUUACCAUUUUUGCUUUGUUUUACUUCGUAUUUGAGGGCAAUUUUCCAACUACAAGCCCCCGGGGGGGCUUGUAUUUGGAGGGGCGAUUUCACGGAGGGUUUUUUGCGUUACCGGUUUGGGGAGGCUUAUAUUUGGAGGGGCUCAUUUUCGGAAUUUUACGGUAGUUUAUUUGCACGAUGACGUCAUCAGUGUACAACUACCAGAAUCUUUCAGUUCGAUGUUUUCUUGUGGAAAUUAGGGUUAUUGUUUCAUAAAUCUCGGUUCAUAAUUCUCACUUCUUGUACUUGAGCUUAUCCACUUUGCAUUCUAGUUCUUUAUAGCCUCCCACGCAGGCGUUUUUAGAAGAGCUCGUAUUUCUUCCCUCUCCUCUUCCCUCCUCCCUUUGGAGGGAAGAAAUACGAGCUCCCCUAAAAAUGCCCGCGUGGGAGGCUAAGUUCUUUAUGGAGAUCUGAUACCACCAUCUUCGCUAAAUUAAACAAGCCCCUCCCCCCUCUCAAAUAAGUCCCCCGUCUCUAUUACUGAAGCCCCCUCAAACGCGUUUGAAAUUAAUAAGCCCCCCAUGCAGGGGUUUACGGUAUUUCCACUUUGUUGAUAAUAAAUUAAUGCCGUCCACGUAUUUAUACGUGCGGCACUUUCUGUAACCAUUUCCCGAAUUCGUCAAUACUAGGACGCAUGUUUUAGCCAGUUCUUUGAACUCUACUAGUGUCCUCUACGGAACUGAAAACAUGCUUAUAAUUCUUUGAAUUCUAUCAUUACUUUUGCAGAGUCAUGGACAUGCUGAAGUUUCAUAAGUUUACCAUCGGCCAUGCCUGGUAAGUAAGCAUUGGAGAACAUUGAUAUAAAGAAACAUUUAUGAUAUUGCUUCCAAUUUGAGUCAUUGAAAACGUGUCCUCUUUGUUUGCAAAGGACGACUGAUUAUGGUAGUCCCGACAAGAAGGAAGACUUUGAAUGGCUGAUCAAGUGAGUUGCUUUCUUUCCUUACAGAAAUUAAACAUUAUUUUCCCUCUGCUUUCGUGAAGUUCCUCCUCAACUUAAAAAGGUUUUUGAUUUAUUUCUGAGAGACGUUUUCUAUUGCUGCUAGACUGGUUCUCCUGUUCUCAGCCGCUAAUAGUGAGCGGAGAGAGAUUCUUGGCAACGAACGAAAGAAAAACGUGAACUUUAAUAUUAUAAAAUGAAAGAACCCUUAUUGUGAAGGUUUCAUGUUAACGUAAAGGUUCAUUGGAAGGGUAGCUUUUCCUAAGGUGACUUGUGCUCUUUUAAAAUUGUUCCCAAGUUUGCAUUCGAUCCACCGAGUGAUAGGUACGAGGUACUGAGAAAAUCAAUCUGGACAGAAAAAACUGUUUAUUCCCUAUAAUAAUCAUUUGUCGUUUAUCGAACCAUUGAUUUGCUGGUUGAAGUAUUAAUUGUGAGAUUAACUGAUUGAUUUUUAGAUAUUCCCCUUUACACAAUAUUAAGAUUCCCGACAACGGAGCACAAUAUCCAGCGCUGCUGCUGUUAACCGCUGACCAUGAUGAUCGAGUUGUUCCACUCCAUUCUCUGAAGUACAUUGCAGAGUUGCAUCAUCGUAUUGGCGGUUACGAAAAACAGGUACCGUAAAUCCUCUAUUAACCCCACCUCUCAAAUAAGCCCCCCUCUCUAAUAAGCCCAUGCUUUUCAGGGGAAGAAUAAGCCCCCCGGGGGGCUAAUACAUAACAGCAUUUACGGUAACAAUAUUUUUUUCUUGCAUUUUUUUCUCUAAAGAGGAAACUUUUCUUUUUAAUAACAACUCGACCCUCGGAUGUAUCUUUCUUUGCAGACAAACCCGUUGCUUAUAAGAGUGGACACAAAAGCCGGUCACGGAUUUGGAAAGCCUACCGCCAAAAUUGUAAGUCUGAUUAGUUUGCUCGGGUUCCCAACAAGUUUUCGGGCGCUGGAAUUUACCUUAUUUGAAAGCCAGUAUUCGGGAUUUUAA